CGACACUUACAGACGUGUGUACUAUUGGUACGAAGUAUAAUUAUAACACUGUGUUUACGAUGGCAGUUCCCGUGGUUACCUUCAAUAAUGGAAAGACUUGCCCAGUCCUAGGGCUUGGGACGUGGAAGUCCCAGCCCGGACAGGUGACGCAAGCCGUAAAGGACGCGAUAGACGCUGGCUACAGACACAUCGACUGCGCGCACAUCUACGGCAAUGAGAAGGAGGUGGGGGCCGCGCUCGCCGCCAAGAUACAGGAGGGAGUCGUCACACGUGAGGAGUUGUUCAUCACCUCGAAGCUGUGGGGCACGUACCACCGGCCCGACCUGGUGGAACCAGCCCUCAGGGUCACGCUGCAGGACCUCGGCCUGCAGUACCUGGACCUCUAUCUCAUCCACUGGCCCCAGGCUUAUAAGGAAGGCGACGAUCCCUUCCCUAAAGACAGUUCCGGCAAGGUCGUCUACUCGAGCACAGACUACGUGGACACGUGGGGCGCCAUGGAGGCCCUGGUGACCGCCGGCCUCGCACGCAGCAUCGGAGUCUCCAACUUCAACAGGAGGCAGAUUGAGAGAGUCCUCGCUGUCGCUAAGAUCCCUCCCCAAGUUAACCAGGUGGAAGUACACCCAUACCUGAACCAGCAGAAGUUGUUAGACUUCUGUAAGUCCAAGGGCAUCGCUGUCACGGCAUACUCGCCGCUCGGCUCGCCAGACCGCCCGUGGGCUAAGCCUGGGGAACCCCAGCUGACUGAGGACCCCAGGAUCAAGGCUGUGGCUGACAAGUAUGGGAAGACUACGGCGCAGGUUCUCAUCAGGUACGCGAUCGACCGCGGGCUAAUCGUGAUCCCCAAGUCGGUGACAAAGUCGCGCAUCAUCCAGAACUUCCAGGUGUUCGACUUCCAACUGUCGCCUGAGGACCUGCAGGCCAUCGCCGCCUUGGAGUGCAACGGGCGCGUCUGCAAAAUGGAAGAGUUAGUAUUUAUUACCAUCUAGGACUUCCAGGUGUUCGACUUUCAGCUGUCCCCUGAGGACCUGCAGGCCAUCGCGGCCUUGGAGUGCAACGGGCGCGUCUGCAAAAUGGAAGACUCCGACCAUCCUGAUUACCCCUUCCACGACGAGUACUGAGCCCGAGAAACCAGCACAUCUCAGCACAGUAAUGUGUACUACUGCUACCACAGAAUAAAUAAUAGUACUAGGUACAGAAGACUCACUCUCUAACAAAACGCGUCUGUUACGAUCACAGAUAUGGCCGCUAGGUGGCGACAGCGCCACGCGCGGCUUAUGGCUUUCCCCAAAAUUGGGGUGGAACGGAUGUAUUUUUAGCUACCUGUAGCAAAGCGACGAAAUCGCGGAGUGAGCCACGCCUGCUACUACUACUACUUUCUACUAUUUAUAUUUUACAAAAUGCACUCGUGUGGAAAUUGCACGCAAAUUACUGUUAAUAAAUGUUUAAGUACUGU
Molecule: messenger RNA, 1453 nt
Organism: Cydia fagiglandana
Lineage: Eukaryota; Metazoa; Arthropoda; Insecta; Lepidoptera; Tortricidae
Product: aldo-keto reductase family 1 member B1-like
Exons: 8
Coding region: 60-986 (308 amino acids)
Cellular component (GO): cytosol
Molecular function (GO): aldose reductase (NADPH) activity
Source: RefSeq, a predicted model, not a curated record